AUAAAACUCCCUAAAAAAAUAUGAAUUUCGAGUGAAAUUCAUUCCCAGCAAAUUUGUCGAGUACGCUUCAAUUCGAACUGUUCGAAAUUGGCACCCAAAACCCCCCAAGAAAAUGGCGACUUCCGCCGUAGAUGGUGGUGGUAGUAGUAUUGGCGGAGAAGACAUAAAGUUCAGCGUAAUGGUUAGCCUAUUCCAGUGGAUACAGAAGAGCAAAUCAUCAGCGCAGAAGCGGUCCAAGUUCCGGAAGUUUCUAGACGCCUUCUGCAGGAAGCCUCAGGACAAUUUCGCUGCUAUGCGGCUCAUUCUUCCUGGUCUCGACCGAGAGCGUGGCUCUUAUGGACUCAAAGAGCACGUGCUUGCCACGUGCCUUAUUGAUGCCCUUGCCAUGUCCCGUGACUCCGAUGAUGCCCGACGGCUCCUCAACUGGCGUAAAGGCGGCCCCAAAACUGGCUCCAAUGCCGGAAACUUCUCUCUUGUCGCUGCCGAGGUCCUCCAACGUAGACAGGGAAUGGCCUCUGCUGGGCUAACAAUUAAGGAACUAAAUGAAUUCCUUGAUCACUUGGCGUCCAGUGAAAACAGAGCAGAGAAGACUUCAAUUCUGUCUGAUCUCAUCAGAAAAACAAAUGCCCAAGAAAUGAAAUGGAUUAUAAUGAUAAUUCUGAAAGAUCUUAAGUUGGGAAUUAGUGAAAAGAGCAUCUUCCAUGAAUUCCAUCCUGAUGCAGAGGACUUAUUCAAUGUCACAUGCGAUUUAAAACUAGUUUGUGAAAAGUUGAGGGACAGAAGUCAACGGCAUAAACACCAGGACAUUGAAGUUGGAAAAGCGGUCCGCCCUCAGCUGGCUCUUAGGGUCAGUAAUGCAUCUGCUGCGUGGAAAAAGCUUCAUGGGAAGGAAGUAGUUGUUGAGUGCAAAUUUGACGGGGAUCGUAUCCAGAUUCAUAAAAAUAAUUCUGACCUAAACUUCUUCUCAAGAAACUUUUUUGAUCAUCAAGAGUAUGCUCAUGGAAUGUCAGAUGUUAUUACACAGAAUAUUCUUGUUAACAAGUGCAUACUUGAUGGUGAAAUGCUGGUUUGGGAUGCAUCAAUGAACCGCUUUGCAGAGUUUGGUUCCAAUCAAGAAAUAGCAAAGGCUGCAAGAGAGGGUCUUGAUAGUGAUAGGCAGUUGUGCUACAUUGCAUUCGAUAUUCUUUAUGUUGGGGAUACCAGUGUUAUUCACCGAAGCUUGAAGGAACGUCAAGAGAUUCUCCAGAAAGUCGUGAAGCCCAUAAAAGGCCGUUUAGAAAUUUUAGUCCCUAAUGGCGGUCUUAAUGCUCAUCGUCCUUCUGGUAAGGAUGCUCUUCGAUUCAAUAGAGAUGAAGGAAUUGUUUUGAAAGACCUAACUUCAAAAUGGGAACCCAGUGAUCGGAGUGGAAAAUGGCUAAAGUUGAAGCCUGAAUAUGUUCGAGCUGGCUCUGAUUUGGAUGUUCUUAUUAUUGGAGGCUACUAUGGUUCUGGGCGCCAUGGAGGAGAGGUAGCUCAAUUUCUGGUUGGUCUUGCAGAGCGUCCAGCUCCAAAUACAUAUCCCCGAAGGUUCAUUUCUUUUUGCAGAGUGGGCACUGGAGUUUCUGAUGAGGAACGUAAUACCAUAGUAACUCGAUUAAAGCCCUAUUUCCGGAAGUAUGAGUACCCGAAGCAGGCACCACCAACGUUUUAUCAAGUAACAAAUAAUGCAAAAGAGCGACCAGACGUGUGGGUUGAAAGUCCAGAGAAAUCCAUCAUUGUUUCGAUUACAAGUGACAUUAGAACAAUAAGAACUGAGGUAUUUGCUGCUCCAUACAGCUUGAGAUUUCCACGUAUUGAUCGAGUGAGAUAUGAAAAGCCUUGGCAUGAGUGUCUUGAUGUGCAAUCAUUUGUUGACCUGGUACAUUCGAGCAAUGGUACCACGCAGAGGGAGGCAGAUUAUGGAGUUGGGCAGGAUCAUGAACCAAAGGCCAUUAGGUCGUCAAGAAAACGAGGGAAAAAGAAUGUUUCUGCAGUUCCUUCUCAUUUUGUACAGACUGACGUGUCUCACAUCAAGGGUGAAACGUCAGUGUUCUCUAACAUGGUGUUCUAUUUUGCUAAUGUGCCUUCAUCACAUACACUUGAUUCCAUGCACAAAAUGGUGGUCGAGCAUGGGGGUUCUUUCUCCAUGAAUUUGAAUAACUCAGUUACUCACUGUAUAGCAGCUGAAAAUAGAGGUAUCAAGUUUCAAGCUGCAAAACUUCAUGGAGAUGUUAUUCACUGCUCUUGGCUCUUUGAUUGCUGUCUGCAAAAGAGGCUCCUUCCUUUACAGCCAAAGUAUUUUCUUUUCCUUUCUGAUUCAACAAAGAGAAAGUUGGAAGCAGAAGUGGAUGAAUAUUGUGAUUCUUUCUACUCUGACCUCAGCGUCAAAGACAUUAGAAAGCUUUUGAGCGACAUAGAACGCUCCGAAGACUCCAAAACUGUUGAGUACUACAAGAAAAAGUACUGUCCCAAGGAUAAAUGGGCUCGAUUUCAUGGUUGCUGCAUUUACUUUUUCAUUCCAGAGCAGUGUUUGAAAUAUUCAGAUUGCAAGGCUUUAGUGGAACUCGCUACGAGAAGGAUGAAAGUUGAAAUUUCUGUGGGUGGUGGGAAAGUUGGUGACAAUCUUUGUCAUGUUACCCAUGUGGUGGUCAUGUCUCUACCAGACUUUGAUGUAAAUUUCAGUGAAGUUUUAAAUAGUUUCUCAGAGGCAGAGAAGCAUGUUUUGUACAACACAAAACUGCACGUUGUCAGGGCAAGUUGGUUGGAGGAUUUCUUUAAAGAGGACCGGAAGUUACACGAGGAUAGUUACAGCCUAAAGCCUAGCAAUUUUCAAAUGUCAAUCUCUGAGAAGAGACAUGAUAAGGUAAGAGGAAAAGCCGUAAAGUGCAAAAGAGCAUCUUCCCCUGAUAAUCACGGAGUACAAAUCAAAGCAGAAGGAAUUUCAGAACAGUGCCAAGCCAUCACGCUACCUAAGGGGGAUAGAAAGAGAAAUAGAUUAAGACCUACUGGUACUGCUACAGCAAAAGCAAAACCAGCAAUCAACAUGCCAUGGAGAGUUAGGCGCAAGGCCACAAAUAGACGUGCUAAGAUUCAUGAAAAUGAAUCUGAUGAAAGUGCCACUUCAGGUGAGCACCUUCAUAAUGAUGAGAGUGAAGGGGCUGCUGGGACUCGUGGAAGUCCUGAAAAUGUUGGAGAGCAUGGCUCAGGAAUUCAGAACAAGGAUGUUGCAGAUGAUUUGGAAUUGUCACCACAUGGUGAAACAUUUCCACAAGGCACUUCUGAAUGCAGUAGGAGCCGUGAAAGAUUGGACGAAGCUCACGAAACUUCAUAUGAAAGUGCAAAUAUUGCCAGUGGUAAGCUGGAAGACCCUGUUGAUCCAGUCCAAGCUAUGUUAUUGCAUAUGAUACCCCAGCUGGAUGGUAAGCCAAGCCAUAGUGUGGACAGUCUUGUAAAAGACGACAAACCAGAGGCAGAUGCUAAUCCUAGUCCUAAAAAGAAAAAGAAAGUUAGCUAUAAGGACGUAGCUGGUGAAUUGCUCAAAGAUUGGUGAAACACUUUAUAUCAUGUAUGUUCCCUUCUUACCCUUGACUAGAUGAUUUAUAGCCAUACAAUUAUGUAAGACUUGUUUUAAAUCACAAGUUUCAAACGUUUAACUUUCUUUCUUAAA
Messenger RNA from Nicotiana tabacum (common tobacco), 3685 nucleotides. The record is from RefSeq and is a predicted model, not a curated record. Lineage: Eukaryota; Viridiplantae; Streptophyta; Magnoliopsida; Solanales; Solanaceae.